AUGGAGCGCCCCGAGCCCGCCGAGGUGCGCAUGAGCCAGGCCAUCCAGCCCGCGCACGCCAACCCGCGCGGCGAGCUGAGCGCCGGGCAGCUUCUCAAGUGGAUCGACGCCACCGCCUGCCUGGCUGCUGAAAAGCAUGCUGGGAUUUCCUGUGUUACAGCCUCAGUGGAUGACAUACAAUUUGAGGAGACAGCUAGAGUUGGACAAGUGAUAACCAUCAAAGCGAAAGUUACCAGAGCAUUCAGCACAAGCAUGGAGAUCAGCAUCAAGGUGAUAGUACAGGACAUGCUCACUGGUAUUGAGAAACUUGUUAGUGUGGCUUUCUCUACAUUUGUAGCCAAACCAGUUGGAAAAGAAAAGAUUCAUUUAAAACCAGUCACACUUCUGACUGAGCAAGAUCAUGUGGAACAUAAUCUGGCUUCAGAGAGAAGGAAAGUUCGAUUACAUCACGAAGAUACCUUUAAAAACUUGAUGAAAGAAAAUAGCGAGUUUGAUGAUCCCAUUUGUGAUGAAGAGGAAGGAAUGGUUUCUACAGGUGGCACCGCUGUUCAGAGCAUUGAACUUGUCCUCCCACCCCAUGCAAACCAUCAUGGAAAUACAUUUGGUGGCCAAAUUAUGGCUUGGAUGGAGAGUCUGGCUACUAUUUCUGCAAGCCGCCUCUGUAGGGCACACCCCCUUCUAAAGUCCGUGGACAUGUUUAAGUUUCGGGGACCAUCUGCUGUUGGAGAUCGUCUUGUUUUCAAUGCCAUUGUCAACAAUACAUUUCAGACCUGUGUUGAAGUGGGAGUGCGCGUGGAAGCCUUUGACUGUCAGGAGUGGUCUAAGGGCCAAGGCCGUCACAUCAACAGUGCUUUUCUCAUUUAUAAUGCUGUCAAUGAUAAGGAAGAAAUGGUCACAUUUCCCAGAAUCAAACCCCUAUCAAAGGAUGAUUUUAGACGGUAUCGUGGAGCUAUUGCACGCAAGAGAAUUCGCCUAGGCAGAAAAUAUGUUACUUCCCACAAAGAAGAAGUGCCAGUUUGUGUACAAUGGGACAUAAGCAACCAGGUAUCCCUGAGUAAUGCCAAUGUGGAGGCUCUCAAAAAUCUGGCAGCCAAGAGUGGCUGGGAGGUUACCAGUGCUGUGGAAAAGGUAGGAGGCAUCCAGUCUAUGUACAACCUGCUGUCCAUCACAAAUGAAAGUUGUCAUGCUGCUGGUGGUGGUUCUGCUUCUACUGCUGCUUUUAAGAAGAUAAAAAUAUAUACCCUGGAAGAGCAUGACCUUUUAUCUGUUUGCGUUGAAAAGCAUGUGGAAAGACCAGCACACUUGACUUACCAUCUCCUGUCUGACUUUACCAAGAGACCUUUGUGGGACCCUCAUUUCGUGUCCUGUGAAGUCAUAAACUGGGUGAGUGAAGGUGAUCAGAUAUAUUAUAUCACUUGUCCUAUAGUGAAUGGUGACAAACCCAAAGACUUGGUAGUACUUGUAUCACGAAGAAGGCCUCUCAAAGAUGGUAGCACUUACACGGUAGCAGUGAAAUCGGUUCUUCUGCCUUCAGUCCCCCCUUGUCCACACUACAUCAGAAGUGAAAUCAUAUGUGCUGGAUUUCUCAUCCGUGCUAUUGACAGCAGCUCCUGUACCGUAUCAUACUUCAACCAGAUUUCUGCUAGCAUCUCUCCUUACUUUGCUGGAAAUCUUGGUGGCUGGUCAAAAUCCAUAGAAGAGACAGCAGCCUCUUGUAUAAAAUUCAUAGAGAAUGCUACUGAUGGUGGGUUGAUAAACACAUUUUAAAUGGUAAACUGUCACUUACUUCCAGUUUUAUUUACCACUCUCAAUUCCACGUACCCUUAGCCCU
This is a messenger RNA of Prionailurus viverrinus (fishing cat), 1831 nucleotides long. It is a transcript of the gene ACOT12, whose product is annotated as acyl-CoA thioesterase 12. NCBI's taxonomy places the organism in Eukaryota, Metazoa, Chordata, Mammalia, Carnivora, Felidae. The record is from RefSeq and is a predicted model, not a curated record. Gene Ontology annotation, cellular component: extracellular exosome. Gene Ontology annotation, molecular function: acetyl-CoA hydrolase activity; lipid binding.